Thalassophryne amazonica is the source of this 1645-nucleotide messenger RNA. It is a transcript of the gene nip7, whose product is annotated as NIP7 nucleolar pre-rRNA processing protein. NCBI's taxonomy places the organism in Eukaryota, Metazoa, Chordata, Actinopteri, Batrachoidiformes, Batrachoididae. Gene Ontology annotation, molecular function: RNA binding. The record is from RefSeq and is a predicted model, not a curated record. Gene Ontology annotation, cellular component: nucleus; preribosome, large subunit precursor; nucleolus. Gene Ontology annotation, biological process: ribosomal large subunit biogenesis; ribosome assembly.
ACAGGAACAACGGCUUCCGUGUUGAUCCACGUUUCUUCUCGCAGGAGUUAAAAUCGUCUUUGUUUUCUGACGAUUCAAAAUGAGGCCGUUAACAGACGAAGAGACAAAAACGAUGUUUGAGAAGCUUUCGAAAUAUAUCGGGGAAAACAUUAAACUUCUGGUGGACCGACCUGACGGUACUUUCUGCUUCAGGCUUCACUGUGACCGUGUUUACUACAUGAGUGAGAAGAUUCUUAAACUGGCAACAAAUAUCUCCCGGGACAAGCUCGUGUCCGUGGGCACGUGUUUCGGAAAAUUCACAAAGACCAAGAAGUUUCGGCUGCACGUCACAGCUCUGGAUUUCCUGGCGCCCUAUGCAAAGUUCAAGGUGUGGGUGAAGCCUGGAGCAGAGCAGUCUUUCCUCUAUGGAAACCACGUUCUAAAAUCUGGGCUUGGAAGAAUCACGGAGAACACGAUGCAGUACCAGGGAGUUGUGGUCUAUUCCAUGGCUGACGUGCCCUUGGGUUUUGGAGUGGCAGCAAAAUCCACCCAGGAGUGCCGGCGAGUAGACCCCAUGACCAUUGUUGUGUUCCACCAAGCAGAUGUGGGAGAGUUUAUCAGGAAUGAAGAGGCGCUAACAUAAAGUUCAGUCUGCAGCUGGACUGUAAAGAUGUUUCCCACCCAAACGUUAGGAGCUAAAAGGGUCAAAUGCAUUUCUUCUGUGGGGACCAGGGUUGAAAUCAGAGUAUCAGGGAUUCUUUCUGUCCCUGCCUCAGCUGGAGUACUUCUUGUUCAUGUGGGCUUAAAAGGAUGGAGCAUGUAGUACAAAAAAAAAAAAAGCAAAGACAGACUGUUUUCUUUGGUGCAGCACCAUCAUUAGGUGUUAUUACAUUUUUAUUAUUAUUAUUAUAGACUGGAAUGCUGAAGAUGCUGUGGAGCGAUCAUGAAGUGCAGGACUGCUGAGGAUCUGUUCCUUUGGGUCUAGACCAACACACUGUGGUCAGACUUGUGUUCCUCAAACUUGUCAUAAAUUCAGUAUUUUAACUUGAAGUAGCAUUUAAAAAAAUGCAUAUCACAAGAGCAAAUAGACAGAAUUUACAAAAGUUUUACUGAUAAAACAGAGCCCAGGUCAGGUUCUUCAGAUCAUGGUAGAAACAAACGGGAUGUCUGAUUCUAGUACUAAUUUAAGUUCUCGGUUCAAAGGCACCUGGAUAGAAAACACAAAAAAAAUCCUGUACCAUUCAAGAACUGAAUUCAUGGACCCUUACUCUUGUUUUGGGUGUCUCAUGCUGCUGUAUAGGGUCCUUUUUUCACUGCCAGUUAACACUCAUACUGAAAUCGAGUUGUAUCCUUUCAAUAAAAAAACAAAACAAAAAAACAACAAAAAAUCCAUUAAUCUUUUCUUCACACUGACACAACUAUAAAUUUUUAACUGCAUAACAAAUUAGAAAGAACUGCAUAAGUCUGCCUACCCCAACUUACCUGUUUGUACUGGGGGGGAUUUCACCACAGUACAAAUCAAUGGGGAAAACAUUUAAGGAUUGUGGAGCUACAGCUAAUUUAAACUUUCAUCUUUGUCCUAAAGCUUAGUCCUACAUUUCACUGGAAUCUUUUUCAGAUAGAGGCCAAAACCUCUCCCGAGUUAAUAAUAUAAUUUAUUUUAACA